UUGGGAAAUGCGAUAAAUCGAGCAUCUCCAAAGAAGUAAAUAUAGACUCCAUCCAUGCAAAGAGUGAAGAGGAAAUAAUCGAGCGGAUACUUAAACACGAAAACUCGGCAGCUGCCAUUUUGUGCAGGAUGAAAAGCGAAGCUGAAGCGUUAUCCAUUGAUCAUUCGCUCACAAAGGAUGUCAUCGGUAUUGUAGCUACACUUGGAAAAGUCGAAGAUGACAACCUUAGCAGGGUUCUUUCGGAGUAUUUGGGCAUAGAAACAAUGCUGGGAGUGGUUUGCAAGACGUACGAAGGAGUCAAAGCCCUCGAAGCAUACAACAAACAAGGUUCGAUAAAUAAAAGUUUCGGCCUGCAUGCAUUUGCAGCUUCUGUGGAGAGGCCACUCGCUCACCGAUUUCUCGUUAUUUGUCUUGAAAAUAUAAGGUCAUAUGUUGGGGAGUUUGUAAGCAACGAUCCUCAACGGAGGCUUGCUCUUCCGAAUCCGAGAUUACCAAACGGCGAAACUCCUAACGGCUUUCUUGGCUUUGCCGUAAAUAUGAUCACCAUCGAGGGCACUAACUUGUAUUGUGUCUCCAAAAACGGGAACGAACUAAGAGAAACGCUCUUCUAUAAUAUUUUCUCGAAUUUGCAAGUUUAUAGAUCGAGACAGGACAUGCUCAAAGCUAUCUACUGUAUAAAAAACGGAGCCGUAUCUCUUGACGGAGGAAUGAUCAGAAGCCCUGGAGUUUUUUCAUUAGGGCUUCGUCACGAGAGGGGCAUAGAUGUAAAGUUCCCAAUAGGCGCCGAAAGAUUGAUGAAUGUACCUUUGAGCUACUUAGAGAUUGAGAAAACGAUGAAGGAGACGAGGUGGAAAAAGGACCGAACAUGUGAAGAUAUGAAGAGAGAGCAGGCUCUAUUAGACCAUGCGAGAUUCAACUACGAAACGAAGAAGCUUUCGCAUAUGCCGUCUCAGGUUUAUUUUUAUCGUCUUAAGUUAUUUCUUUCGUUUUCGUUUGUUUUCUGUAAUGACUGUUGAGAGUAAAAUAUGUUGUGUUUACGUUGUCGGUGUGGUCAGAAUCCAGUGGCGGGACGUGGAUCGGGAACGAGAUGAAUUGAUCGGUGAAAGACGUUGUGUCGUACGCACUAUUUAUGAUGGGAAAAAAAUCGAUAGAUGGGUUAACAGUAGUAUAUUUUUGUGUUAACGUGUUAACUGCCUAUGUACAAAAACCUCUUCUUUUCUUGUGUGGUAAAGGCGUGUUUGUUUCUCAUACUUCGUGAUUUUGAAACUUGAUAGAUACAUCACCAUUUUUAGUGAAUUAUAAG
This is a messenger RNA of Erythranthe guttata (spotted monkey flower), 1303 nucleotides long. The record is from RefSeq and is a predicted model, not a curated record. Lineage: Eukaryota; Viridiplantae; Streptophyta; Magnoliopsida; Lamiales; Phrymaceae.